GAGAGCCAGCGAGAUGAGAAGUUGGAGCUGGACGAGCAUUAUUCCCACGGCCCGAGGAAUCGAUUUCGAGGAGCUGGAGCAUUUGUGUCGAUGGCUUCGUUCAAAGCAUCGCUUCUGCUGAAGCACAAGCUCCCUGCCGCUACAAUCUCGUCGUCCGCAGCUUCGAGGCUCCCCGUCGUCGCUGCUGCUGCUGCAAGAGCAGGCUGCGUCUCGCACGAGAAGCCCGAGAAGGCGAUCGAGAGCGCGCGGAGGAUCAGCAGCAGCAGCAGCAGCAGAAUUGCGACCUUCUGCGGAGCUCCUGCACCGGAAUUCGUGGCGAAUUCAACUUGGGCCUCGACGGCGACGACGCCUCCGGCGUUCGUGCAGCAGCUGAGCUCGAGAGCGCACGGAGCGCUGGGCGUGCAGUCGAUCUUCUCACCGGAGGUCGGCCCCGAUCCGUCCGAGGCGCCGGCGCCCGCCAUAACCCCGUCUCCGCCCGAGUUUGCGCCCACUCCUGCCCCGAGCACGAACCCGAGCUCGACGCCUCUGGAGGUUCCGACCACAAGCCCAGCCCCGGAGUUUGCCCCUUCCAUCGUGCCGGACCUGCCCGCGCCUCCUCCGUCUCCCCCGGUCGAGAUUCCCACCUCGACGCCCGCCGAGUCCCCGACGCCACAAGCGCCUCAGGAGGUGCCUACUCCAGCCCCCGGGCGAGCCCCCGCCGAAGCCCCGAUGCAGUCCCCGUCCGCCUCCGCGUCCGCUGUCCCGCGAGGGCCUCCGAUUUCGCCCCCCAACGUUUCCCCCAUCAUGCCCCCGGGGGCUCCCGAGCCGAUCCCCCCUCCCAACAUGCCUCCCAUCCCGCCCCCGGGCACUGCCCCGCCCAUCCCCCCGCCCAACUCGCCCCCGAUCCCCCCGGGCUACCCAGGCCCCCUGCCUCCCCCCACGCAGCCCCCGAGCUCGCCGCCUCCUUUCCCCGGCCCCGGGAUCCCCAACACUCCCGGCCCGUCUCCCCCCGGCCCCGACACCGUGCCGCCUUCCAUCAUCGCCUCCAAGGACGAUCGCGUUCUUCUGGCCUAGCCUCGAAGCGAAGCCCGAGCUCGCGCUCUGUGUAAUAUUAUUUUUUUGUUCGACUCGCGAAUGCUUUUGUACAGAUUAGAUUGUAUUCUGAUUAGUGCAGGCUUGGUGCACUGCCGAUAGAUGUCGGACGAGGCCCUAGGGGUUAGUUUCAGGCGGAGCAGCGUCCUUGAAGCAGUCGAUUUGCCAGUCCUCUCUUCUCUUCUCGAGAGCUAGCGACUGACGCAUGCUUCGACGACGAUGCACUGUCUGCUUUGUACCGUGAAUUGAGUGUCCGUGUCGUUGUACAAUUUGACAACUCGAUGUAAUUGCUUACUUCUUUCCGGA
Marchantia polymorpha subsp. ruderalis is the source of this 1377-nucleotide messenger RNA. NCBI's taxonomy places the organism in Eukaryota, Viridiplantae, Streptophyta, Marchantiopsida, Marchantiales, Marchantiaceae. The record is from the annotation of a GenBank genome assembly.